GGAUGAUGACAGAAGUUUUCAGCUGAAUGUAGCGACUUUUAUCAUGCAGCCACCCACUUAUUGAUCCCACUAGUGACCAGACAGAAACCGGGACUCGUCAUUUUAUCACCAACCCUUUUACAUUUUAGUUAUUUUUUUUAAUGAACUGCACAGACGCAGGACACGCGCGGUGCCAUCUGGGAACUUGUACUUUGGAGCAGACCGUCCGUUUGGCGUGUUUUUAACCGGGGGCUGCACAGCACAGAGCCCGCUGGGCUGACCGAGGUGCAGCCAUGGGAAACCGGGGGAUGGAGGACCUUAUUCCCCUCAUCAACAAGCUCCAGGACGCCUUCAGCUCCAUCGGCCAAAGCUGUAACUUAGACCUGCCUCAGAUAGCGGUGGUCGGCGGCCAGAGCGCAGGGAAGAGCUCCGUGUUGGAAAAUUUCGUUGGGAGGGACUUUUUGCCCAGAGGAUCUGGCAUCGUCACCCGUCGCCCCCUCAUCCUCCAGCUGGUAAACAGUAAAGCAGAAUAUGCAGAGUUCUUACAUUGCAAGGGUCGUAAGUUUGUGGAUUUCGACGAGGUCCGUUUGGAGAUUGAAGCAGAGACGGAUCGGCUGACCGGAUCCAACAAAGGCAUCUCUCCCAUCCCCAUCAACCUCCGCGUCUACUCCCCAAAUGUGCUGAACUUGACCCUGAUCGACCUGCCGGGAAUGACCAAAGUGGCGGUGGGAGACCAACCCGUUGAUAUUGAGCACCAGAUAAGGGACAUGCUGUUGCAGUUCAUCACUAAGGAGAGCUGUCUGAUCCUGGCUGUCACACCGGCCAACACUGACCUGGCCAACUCCGAUGCACUCAAGAUCGCUAAAGAGGUGGACCCUCAAGGUCUGCGGACCAUUGGUGUGAUCACCAAACUGGACCUGAUGGACGAGGGGACGGACGCACGUGACAUCCUGGAAAACAAACUGCUGCCUCUCCGCAGAGGGUACAUCGGGGUUGUAAACCGCAGUCAGAAGGACAUUGAUGGGAAGAAAGACAUCCGCGCUGCUUUGGCUGCUGAGAGGAAGUUCUUCUUGUCCCAUCCUGCAUACAGACACAUCGCAGAACGCAUGGGAACACCACUCCUACAGAAGACGCUCAAUCAGCAACUGACCAACCACAUCCGUGACACGUUGCCAGGGUUACGCAGUAAACUGCAAAGCCAGCUGCUCUCACUGGAGAAAGAGGUUGACGAAUACAAGAACUUCCGCCCUGAUGAUCCAGCACGUAAAACCAAGGCCUUACUUCAGAUGGUGCAGCAGUUUGGCGUGGACUUUGAGAAGUGCAUUGAAGGGUCCGGAGACCAGGUGGACACUUCCAACUUAUCCGGCGGAGCCAAAAUCAACCGCAUCUUUCAUGAGCGUUUUCCCUUCGAGCUCGUGAAGAUGGAGUUUGACGAGAAGGAGUUGAGGAAAGAGAUUAGUUAUGCAAUCAAGAACAUCCAUGGAGUCAGGACAGGCCUGUUCACCCCAGACUUGGCAUUUGAGGCCAUAGUGAAAAAGCAGGUCAUAAAGCUGAAAGACCCCUGUCUGAAAUGCGUUGACCUUGUCGUCACUGAGCUUGUCACCCUGAUCAGGAAGUGCACUGAAAAGCUCGGCUCUUAUCCUCGACUGAGAGAAGAGACAGAGAGGAUCGUCACCACCUACAUCAGAGAGAGAGACAGCAAAACCAAAGACCAGGUGCUGCUGCUGAUCGACAUUGAACUUUCCUACAUCAACACUAACCAUGAAGACUUUAUCGGAUUUGCUAAUGCACAGCAAAGAACCGCUGCCAACGCCACCAAGAAAAGAGUCAUGCCCAAUCAGGGAGAGAUUCUUGUGAUCCGCAGAGGAUGGCUCACUAUCAAUAUCAGUAUCAUGAAGGGAGGAUCCAAGGAUUACUGGUUUGUCCUGACUGCUGAGUCUCUGUCCUGGUACAAAGAUGAGGAGGAGAAAGAGAAGAAGUACAUGCUGCCUCUUGACAACUUGAAGCUGAGAGAUGUAGAAAAAGGCUUCAUGUCCAGCAAACACGUCUUUGCCAUCUUCAACACUGAACAGAGGAAUGUGUAUAAAGACCUGCGACAGAUUGAACUGGCCUGUGACACUCAGGAGGAUGUGGACAGCUGGAAGGCUUCUUUCCUCAGAGCUGGUGUUUAUCCAGAGAAAGACCAGGCUGAUAAUGAAGAUACGAUGACUCCUGGCGAUACUGUGUCCAUGGACCCUCAGCUGGAGCGGCAGGUGGAGACCAUCCGCAACCUGGUGGACUCCUACAUCGGCAUCGUCAACAAGUCCAUCAGAGACCUCAUGCCUAAAACCAUCAUGCACCUCAUGAUUAACAGCGCGAAAGACUUCAUCCACUCAGAGCUGCUGGCCUACCUGUACAACGCAGGAGACCAGGGCAGCCUGAUGGAGGAGUCUGCAGAACAGGCACAGAGGAGAGAUGAGAUGCUGAGGAUGUACCAUGCACUGAAAGAAGCCCUGGUCAUCAUAGGAGACAUCAGCACCACCACAGUUUCAACACCAGUUCCUCCACCUGUAGACGACACUUGGAUGGUCAAGGAUCCAAGUCCUCCCCCAGCAUCUCGUCCCACCUCAGCAACAGCGCCCCCUCCCAGCCGACCCCCAGCAGUGAGGGGGCCCACACCAGGGCCUCCCCUACCUCUAAACCCCUCCCCAGCCUUUGGAGCCCCACCUGUGCCUUCUCGACCUGGACCCCAAGCUGAUCCUGGUGUUGUGCCUCUAGUCCCCUCCAGGCCGGCCCGUGUGCCCCCUGCUCUGCCACCAGGAAUCCCCAGAAGACCCCCGGCUGCUCCCAACCGGCCCACUGUCAUACGUCCUUCAGAGCCUUCCCUGCUUGACUAGAAACACAAAACACUUAUCUUAUGGUUUACACUUUUAUAUUCCUGAGGCAGUAAAUGAACCAGUUUCUAUUUGUGUAUAUUCCCAUAACUUCAAGCCUUGUCCCACUAUAACUGGUCGUCUGAUUCUGUUGAAGUCUGUGCAUUUCAGAAACAUUAUGUAUGUAAUUUUGACUGUAUGUGCAGGUAGCUUUUUUUUUUUUUAACAAUUAUGAAGAAAGGGAUACAUUUGUUGUUUUGUUGACUUAAAGGUUAUGAACCACGAAGUCUUCUGCUUUUUCAUUUGAAAUGAAAACAUUCAGUUUAUAAUUCACAACACUUUUUAUAUAAUGGUAAGAAAAAAAAUGUUUAGAAGUCAUUUUUCAUAGGAUGCAUACUUGUUAACAUUUUGUCAGUGAUUUCGCACACUAAGCACCUCACAAAGGUAGCAUUACUUUUUGAUAGAGUAAUGAUUUCUUUCCAUGGCUGGUACAAUAUAAGUCAGCCUUGAAAUGAGCUCGUUUUAAUCUGACUGACCAACUGAAUUUGCUUGUUUCUCUUUUCGGCUGAUUAAUGCUAUUACCAGUUUUCUUUUCUCAGAUAUAUUGUAUUUUGAUGUUGGUGUUUGUCUUUGAGGGCCACUUAAACAGGAGACAGAAGGAGGAUACUUUAUAUUUCAGUCUUGUCAUCUGUUAUAUCACUGAGAACUUGAAGAGGUAAAAGUGACCUUCUCAACUACACGACCUCCGACAGUUUCCUCCCACCAAUGCUUACCCUCAAUGAAAUUUAUAUCCAGAAGCCUUGAGCAAAAUUUAUUUAGUAAUUACUUCAUAAAUUAUCAUCUUAAGAAGCCAUAAGAAGAAAGGUGACUGUAAGGAGUCUUUCAGAGGGUGUAUAAAGGUGAUUGACUAAAUAAAAGAAUAGAAAAU
Molecule: messenger RNA, 3759 nt
Organism: Sphaeramia orbicularis (orbiculate cardinalfish)
Lineage: Eukaryota; Metazoa; Chordata; Actinopteri; Kurtiformes; Apogonidae
Product: dynamin-2-like
Exons: 21
Coding region: 273-2855 (860 amino acids)
Biological process (GO): synaptic vesicle budding from presynaptic endocytic zone membrane; receptor internalization
Cellular component (GO): plasma membrane; synapse; cytoplasm
Molecular function (GO): GTPase activity; GTP binding; microtubule binding
Source: RefSeq, a predicted model, not a curated record